CGUAUGACAGACAGUACAUACCACCAUCUACACAUAGUAUAGCAUUUCCAGACGAACGUCUCAGUUCAGUCCAGAAGUGAAUAAUCUGUCUGUUAGUGGAAUUAAAGGUUCGCGUCUUCCACAACUAAGUUCGUCGCGUAAAACUGCAAUAUUGGUGCGCUGUGUUUGCGUAAACGCAUCGUAGAUAGUGAACCUACGCAUCAGUCUGCGGGAAAAGGAACAGACGAUGCAUUAGUGCACAGGGGUAGUAAUAUCGUAUCGAAUAGACGUCGUCGUCGUCGUCGUCGUUUCUUUCAUGUCUACAUCGAUGUCUGGUGCAGCCGUCGGAAUCGUAAAUAUUAUCGGUCCAUUUGCCGUUCCAAGUCGGGUGCGAGCUCUGUCGCCGGAGUGAAGAAGACAUUGACUACAUCGAGCGAGAAGUGAUCGGAAUAAAUUUUUUGUGCGGGUGAAGCAGGGGAAUGUGAGGCGCCUACAGGCGUACGCAGAGUAGAAACGCCAAAGCGAUUCGAAAAUAAGCGAUUUUCUGUGAUUUGGUGUGCAUAUUGUGGAGUGAUCGCCCCGACUCAUUGAUCGUCCCGGAUAUACGAGAUGACGGCGGUCCAAGUGUUCAAGUGCUGCAAAUUUAGUGGAAGCAACAAAUAAGAGGCUAAUGUUAGACUGCCAGGAAUGCGCUGUAGUUCAUUCCGAUUUGUGAUUGAUGUUUCGUCUAAACAACCAUCGUCGGAGGUUCAUGUGAAGAAGGAAGUUUACCAGCUGUGACUAACAACUGUCCUGAAAACAAGGAAACGGAAUAGGAUUCGAGUCAACUUUCCUGGAUAUGAUCCAGCGACGGGGGAAUUGCUGAAGAAAUUUGAUCGUUCCGAGUAGUGCGAGCCAAAAACAAGAAUGCGCACUAUUCUAUUCAUAGCAGCGAUUCUCGCGAUAUCUACCGCCACAUUGGAGGCGUCCCUCAGCCCAAGCCACACGAAAACCGGGCUGGUUUGCGAAACGUAUGAAUGCAAGGACGGUGACUGCACCACCGGUAGGGAGGCAUGCGAAGACGGCGAUUCUGACAAACCCAUGGGAUGCUUCGUCGUGUGGAGCACCAACAAUGUGACCAGCGAAGUCAAGGUAACGAUGAAGGGGUGCUUCAGCAACCCGAACGACUGCAACCGGACGGAAUGCAUCGACACCACCAUGGGCACGAAGAACAACCUAAACUACUGCUGCUGCAAGGUUAACAUGUGCAAUCAAGAAUACCGUUGGGCGCCAAAUGUGACCGUUCCGCCUGACCCAGUGGUUCCCGUGCAGCAAGAGUCGACCAACAUUUGGCUCGUGUGUGCUUUUGUAACAGUAUUUCUUGUCGCGGCCGGGGUGCUUGUGAUAUUCUUCGUAAAACGUCGGAAGCAAUCCAUGUUUAACGAGAUACCGACGAUUGAACCGGAGAUCACCAGCUCCUCGCCGAACAUCGCUCUGCGACCUAUUCAGCUAGUCGAUCUGAAAGCCCGAGGACGAUUCGGUGUAGUUUGGAAGGCUCAACUAACAUCUCAGGAGGUGGCGGUCAAGAUAUUCCCUUUGCAGGAAAAACAGUCCUGGCUAACGGAGCAGGAAAUUUUCAAGCUCCCUCGGAUGAACCACCCGAACAUUCUGCAGUUCAUCGGGUGCGAAAAGCGUGCAGAGGAGACCAACACGGACUUUUGGCUGAUAACGGCGUACUGCAGCCAUGGUUCGUUGUGCGACUAUCUGAAGUCUCACACGGUGACGUGGCCGGAGCUUUGCCGGAUUGCCGAGACUAUGUCGCGCGGGUUGAUGCAUCUUCACGAGGAAAUUCAGGGAAGCAAAACAGAUGGGCUUAAACCGUCAAUCGCUCACCGUGACUUUAAGAGCAAGAACGUUCUGCUGAAAAAUGACUUGACGGCAUGCAUUGCAGAUUUUGGGCUGGCAUUGAUUUUUACACCAGGCAAACCUUGCGGCGAUACCCACGGUCAGGUUGGAACCCGCCGUUACAUGGCACCAGAGAUUUUGGAAGGCGCCAUCAAUUUCACGAGGGAUGCGUUCCUUCGCAUCGAUGUCUACGCUUGUGGUCUGGUCCUUUGGGAAUUGGUUUCACGUUGUACGGCGCACGGCGGGAUUGUGGACGAGUAUCGUUUGCCUUUCGAAGCAGACCUUGGCUCACAUCCAACACUAGAGGAAAUGCAGGAAAAUGUUGUUACAAAGAAGUUGCGGCCAAGGAUAAACGAGCACUGGAGGAAUCAUAAUGGUCUCAACGCGAUAUGCGACACGAUGGAGGAAUGUUGGGACCACGACGCCGAAGCGCGUCUCUCGUCGUCGUGCGUGAUGGAGCGCGUUUCGCAGCACAGCCGGUACCAGGCGAGCACGCCGCUUCUGAUCGAAACCAACACCACCAACGACCUGCCCCCGAAGGUUGCUUCGGAAAGUGUGUAAGCGACGCGCGCGAGCCACUUCGCAAUCAAGAUAGAGAUUCAGUUUGACUUCCGGAUGCAAAACCUAGUGCGACGUAUUCCCAUCCCAUUGAAACCUACAAAUUAUUGUAAGACUAAGAUUAUGAUUUCUUGAAUGUCGAUUAUUAGCCCAUUCUUUUAACUUGAGCGUUAACUAUUGGAAGUUUUUUUUUCGUAGUUUUUAAGCAACUCUUUAUCAACAAAGUGAACAAGCAUUAUACGAUUUUGAACGAUCGUGCAAGGAUUUAUAAACUAAGUGCAACAUUUCGAUUAAUAGCUAAGUGGAAAGCACACAGUAGGAGUGUUGGUCGAUUGUCGACAAGGAAUGAGGCCUUUCCCGGUUUUGUAAAAUGGAUCGGAAGAAAUUUAAAAUUUUAACUUGAAUUAAGUUCUUUAACGACGGCCGGGUGAUUAUCCCGAGGAUAGCGCUUUGGUUCGAGAAUCGGAUCACAGUUGGACAGGGCCGAUUGAUUUAUGGAAACAUGUGUAAUAUACAUUUGCAUCUCAGUAAAUGAAGAGUUUUAUGGAUUAGUUCAUAUAAAUUAAGUCAACAUAACUUUCAUGCAUUCAGUUUUGAUAAAACAGGUAGGAAUUAGUUAGGUGCGUAGUAUGUACGACUAAUCCCAUAAUCAUUACAUCGCAUUGGUGUAAUUAUCAGUGAGUGAAUGAGAUAUAUUUUUAUAAAUAACAAUUUUCCUCCGAUACUGUACUUGUAUGCCAUGCCAUGAUUAGUUCAAUAAAGGUUGAUCUGUAUUUGCUGCUACGAA
Messenger RNA from Armigeres subalbatus, 3208 nucleotides. It is a transcript of the gene put, whose product is annotated as activin receptor type-2A. The record is from RefSeq and is a predicted model, not a curated record. Gene Ontology annotation, cellular component: plasma membrane; activin receptor complex. Gene Ontology annotation, molecular function: ATP binding; activin receptor activity; activin binding. Gene Ontology annotation, biological process: cellular response to growth factor stimulus; activin receptor signaling pathway; protein phosphorylation. The transcript is spliced from 8 exons. Bases 886 to 2424 code for a protein of 512 amino acids. NCBI's taxonomy places the organism in Eukaryota, Metazoa, Arthropoda, Insecta, Diptera, Culicidae.